Messenger RNA from Macrobrachium nipponense, 3333 nucleotides. Its product is annotated as leucine-rich repeat and WD repeat-containing protein 1-like. Gene Ontology annotation, molecular function: chromatin binding; protein binding. Gene Ontology annotation, biological process: establishment of protein localization to chromatin; chromatin organization. NCBI's taxonomy places the organism in Eukaryota, Metazoa, Arthropoda, Malacostraca, Decapoda, Palaemonidae. The transcript is spliced from 9 exons. Gene Ontology annotation, cellular component: nuclear origin of replication recognition complex. The record is from RefSeq and is a predicted model, not a curated record. Bases 108 to 1562 code for a protein of 484 amino acids.
CGACAGUUACGUUUACUGAGGAAAACAGCCGUUAGCCAGUAAAGCGAGAAAAGGGGGGAAUUGAAGAGGUGCCGUUACAACGGAUUAUCUUCAUCUUGCGAAAGGAAAUGAACGGAAUUCGACUGAAUCAAGAUCUGAUCACCAUGACAGAGGAAAAGAGAGGUGCGAAGGGUGGUGGCACUGCAAACAAACGAUUGAAACAGGGAGGCAAGGGGCUAGCACUACCCAAGAUUAGUUAUAAAGUUGAUGACUGUUAUAAGUUUACCGAACCUCCAGUAGAAAGUAUUGACGGUACCCCUUCCUAUCAGCCUAUGUACUUUUUGAGAACUCACUCAAAAAAUAAUGAUCCUGCUGAUGUUCAAACUCAGAUCUGGCAGUGUAUAUUUGAACCAAGCCUAAAGAAGCCUCAUGAAUCAACUGGUGUAGUGGCCACUUGUGGAGGAUCCUCAGUCUGUUUUAUCAGGGUCACAGAUGGUGAAGUGGUCCUAAAGUACAACCGCAAUACAAAAUCAGCUGCUGCUGUUGAAAAUUUGUAUGCACUAGCAUGGAGUGCUGUUCCCUUAGAUAGCGUAGGCCUAAAGAAACUUAACAUAUUAGCUGCUGCAGGAACUAAGUCCACUGUAUUGCUCAUUCACCCAGAUGCUGGAGUAUGUUACCAGAUGUUCAGAACUGUACCAACAAAAGCAGCUGCUGUGGUCUGUUCCUUGUUAUUUCACCCAAAAAAGGCUACUUGGCUAUUUUGUGGUCAUGAAGAUGGACAGAUUCAGCUUUGGGACAUUGGUGUACCAAAUCCCCCAAAAUAUGAAACCACCCCUGUGCAUAUAUUGACCAUCCCUCAAGUGGCAAGAGAUGUGUAUAACCUGACAUUUUCAAGCACUCAUGACCUACUGAUCGGUGGCUGUGAUGGAGGCUUAUAUGCCUGGAAAAUUGAUAUGGAAAAGAUUGAGGCCAAUGAGAGGUUAGAGCGCACUCAGUUUGAUCUUCCAGAAGUAGAUGGAAAUGGGUCUGUUCUUGACUCUGUCUGCAUGCUGCGUGAUGAUCUUUUGGCUGCUAAAUGUGCUUUACAUGGACAAAUAUACAUAUUCUCUCUGGAAAAGGCACUGAAUCAAAGGAAGUUUAACAAAGAACAAACCAGUUUGCAGCGACGUAGUUCAGAUAGAAGGAUUUUAAGGUUGAGAUGGAGCGAUACAGACAAUUAUUACAUGAACAUGGGAGUAGAUCAAAAAUCCUGCAUUCUUGUUUGUGGGGACGACAAAGGAUCUUUAUGGGUUUAUAAUCUUGCUUCAUAUGUUAAUGGUAAUAUUAAGAGUCCAUUAACGAGUAACACAGUGUGCAGUGCAGUUGAGCCUGUAACUAUCCUUGAGUGGCCAGAAUUAGAGGAUGCAGAGGUAGAAAAGGCGAGAAAACUUAAACUGGACACGUAUGAUAUUGUUGUAGAUAAGUGUUGUGUCUCUCCUGGAGGAAGACAUAUUGUAGCUGUCACAUCUAACAAUAUGGUUUGCAUAUGGAAAAGGGACAAGGAAGAGGAUGUGAAAGACAGUGAUGAUUCAGAUAACGAUUAGGAGUUUUCCUGCAAAUAACAAUGCUUAAUCUCAUUUCAAUAAAUUCAUAAAAGAAGUGAAGUGAAAUGUAAAAGUGUUGAUAGAAAAGAUUUUGAGUUGCAAGUUGUCAAAGUAAUAGUGAUUGCUAUUUUGAUACAUAUACUGACAAAUAAACAUGUACAGUAAUUUUUUUAUACUAAAAGUAACUGAAAAGUAGGUUUGAAAAUGUUUGCUACUAUGUGUUGUAAGCAAGUUUACCCUUAUAUCCUCCUCUGUCUCUACACAUAACCAUAACCUAUAUGACUGUUGUUACAGACCUGAAGUACCACUUAAUAUUAAUUAUUGCCCUUGAUUAUUGUGAUUUGAUGUUGGAAAUUUUAUUCAAAUCAAACUAAACUGUUUAUAUGGUACCAUGAAUGCCCUGUUUUAUUGAAAUAAAUAGAUUUCUGAAUUAUAUUUGUAAAAUAAAUAAGACAUAAUGCCUAGUUACAUCUUAUCUUACAUUACUUUUGAUGUGUACUGUAAGUGCUAUGCAAGAAGUUUUAUUCUUAUCUGUACAAUUUUAUAAAUGUUUACACAAAGAACUUAGCUAAGGCAAACAUGACAUUUCUUUUCAUUUAUAUAUGUUCAUUAGCUGAGGGUCUGCACAAGGAAGCCUCACAACCAUAGCUUGACAUGUAUAAGUAUUUAAACAAAUACUAUUCUAGAUUUUUAUAUAUAUGUAUUUAUUAUUAUUUUUUUACUUUAAUUCACAAUUUCCUGUUAUUGUACUUCCUUAGUUAUGUCAAAAGUGAAUUUUCAAGAACUUUCUGUUUAAUGUUUGAAAGUGCAAUUGAUGUAGUGUCAAGCAUAUGUGAAACUGAAGUAGUACUAUAUCGAAUUUACUCAAUAAACUUGUAGUUUAGUGUCAUUGAAAAUUGAGAAAGUUAAAUUAAUUUUUAACAUAAUAACCAUUUUGCUAGAUACAUAGUACAGUACUUAUAUUUUGUGACUAAAUGAACAUUUGAUUUUAUUCUUACUGUAUAAGUUUAUGAUCAAUUUCCUGAUGUCCCUUUUGUAGCAGACAAGUUAGCCAUUACCUACCUAAUGCAAAACAGUAUGUAGUAAGGUUCAUGAAUUUGUUCAUUGCUUUUUCCUAUUGUUAAUUUUCCUUCUGCAUCUAUUUUAAGCAAAGUAUGAUUUCUGAGUAAUUAUGUCAAGUCAAUCUGAGGCAGCAUAAGAAAGUAUUGAAGCCCAAGAGCAUGGUACUUAAAAAUGAAGGUCUUUCAGUUUUUGGGAAUCCUGUUAAGUGAUUGUGUUACUUUAGUCAUUUUUAAGAUACGCAGGAAAGUGUUUUAAUAUAGUCAGAUAUCAAAGCAAGGAUCAUAUGGUUCAGAAGAAAAGUUAGGAAAGGUUGUUUCAUAAUUGUGUAGCAUAAAUGAUAUAUGUAUCCAAUCAUUCUGCUAUGAGUGAGAGGGGUGGAUAUAAGGCCGCUGCUGUUAAGAGUAAAUGCUGAAGUACAAAAUGAAAAUUUUUUUUUGUGAAAUUUGUUAAACAAAUGAAGAUGCAAUAUUGCUCAUGUUGUUUGCGAUAUAUUUUGUAAAUGUAAGGCUUUGAAAUGUCCUAUAAUGACUAAAAUUAGGUUCUUGUAAUUAGUGAAUUAAAGGUGUACUAUGAAAUUUAAGUAGCCAUUGAAAAUUGAUGAAUAGGAAAUAACAAUCCUAUACUUUGGUAUCACUUGUCCAAGUGCCAUUUAAUGACAUUUGUAUUUUGCCUGCAUUCUGAAAAAUUAAUAAAUAUUUGAACUAUGAAA